Guillardia theta CCMP2712 is the source of this 1839-nucleotide messenger RNA. RefSeq lists its product as hypothetical. Gene Ontology annotation, biological process: transmembrane transport; monoatomic cation transport; intracellular calcium ion homeostasis. Gene Ontology annotation, molecular function: monoatomic cation transmembrane transporter activity. The coding region runs from base 1 to 1839 and encodes 612 amino acids. The record is from RefSeq and is a predicted model, not a curated record. The transcript is spliced from 17 exons. Lineage: Eukaryota; Cryptophyceae; Pyrenomonadales; Geminigeraceae. Gene Ontology annotation, cellular component: membrane.
AUGCUGGCCACUAGAAGGGUCGUCCUUGCCCUGCUCACGGUACAGCUCGCCUCGUUCGCUAGCUCACAUCUUGCUGAGCGCCGUGAACAUCAACAUGUUGCGCGGGAGUCGGAGCUGUUUGCAAGCAAGGAGGAGGUGAACAACCUUAGGAGGAUGGAGAAGGAUCUGCAGCUAGAAAUCAAGGCUGUGAACCUUUAUGAUCGGAUUAGGAAGAGCAAGCUCGACAACAGAAACCUGGGGGUGCGUUUGGACAGAUUGAUCAGGCAGUCCAACACUGUGCUCAACCAGGCAGUGGGUGCAGACGCAGACCGAAUGCUGGAGGAGAAGGUGGAGGGAAGCAAAUACGCAUGGCAGCAGUGCAAGGAUGUCGGGGUCAUGGCGAGCAGCGCAAGCACGCAGGAGGACUACGACAACGUGUGCGCCUUUGUGAAGGAGCGAUGCAAACCCAAGGACGGGCUGGUCAACUAUGUUGAGAUCCCAUACUGCUGGAUGCCGAAAGCCACCGCUCUUGCUGGUGUUGUCCUCUUCCUCUGGAUCUUGAUCCUGUUUGUCUGGCUCAUGGCCAUGGUGGACUUUCUCAUCCCGUCGCUGGCCACCAUGUCAAGGAUGUGCAUGCUGCGACAGAGCGUUGCCGGCGUUACCUUCCUCGCGAUUGGGAACGGAUCCUCUGACUUGUUCAGCAUGACAGCAGCGACUCUGUCUGGGAUCAAGGGCAUGGAGCUGGCGAUCGGAGAGGUGCUGGGGAACGGAAUGUUGAUUUUCUGUGGCAUCCAGGGGCUGAUUGCGAUCCUGACUCCGUUCACGGCGAACAGAGGGGAGUACCUUCGAGACUGUGGAUUCUACCUGCUUUCCCUUGCUUUGAGCACGAUUAUUCUUUUGGACGGUCAGAUCUCGACUAUGGAGGGAAUUAUUUUCCUGAUUGUCUACGCCACAUACGUUGUCGUUGUCAUCUACUUUGAGAAAAUUUUGCUGGUGUUCGGCAUGGAGCCAUUGGAGGAAGAUGUUGCUCUGGCAACUCCGAACGUGGUGGAGGAGGGGGAGAAGGAGAAAUCUUCGCUCAUACAGAAGGAUGAUGAACUGCAUGAAGUUCUCCUCCGACAUUUCAUGCCGCCGUCUCACGCGAGGCUGGAGAAGAUGAGCUGGUUCGAGAAGGUGUUGGUUUUUAUCCAGAUCCCGGUCUCCACGGUUAUGAAGCUGACGGUUCCGGUCGUGGAUGAAUCUUUGCCUGAGGACGGCUGGCAUCUCUACACCAACAGCCCCUACCGCCUACUCUACACUCUCGUCGGUAUGCUCGUUGCCGCGGUCAUCGGCGCCUUCGUCGCCUACUACAUCUGGUCCUCCACCUCCAACAAGCGCCCAGCUUGGCACCGAUCUCUGGCAUUCGCCGGCUUUGCCGCUGCCGUCAUCUGGAUCUACGCGACUGCUGCCGAGAUCGUCAACGUUGUCCUGGCCUUCGGGUGCGCAAGCAUCGGCAUGCAGGACCUCGUGACCAACAUCGGAGUCGCGCGCGCUGGUUACCCCAACAUGGCAGCGAGCGCCUGCGUGGGGGCUCCGCUGAUGAACAUCCUGAUGGGCCUCGGCUGCUGCGCCAUCUUCGGCAACUGGCUCGUGCACAGUCCGUACCCUCUACAUUUAACGACGCAGAUUAUCGUCUGUCUCGCCUUCCUCUUCUCGUCAGUCUUCGUUGCCGUCCUCUACUUGAACUUCACGGGCUUUAAGGCCGAUGCUCUCUUCGGCACCGUGCUAGUCGCAUGCUACGUCAUCUUCAUGGUCACGAGCCUGGCGCUGGACUCAUACGCGGACGAUUCUUACUUGACGUUUCAUGUGAUGGGGAGAUGA